AUAUAUAGCACCUCAUGGCUCUCCUUGGAGAUGCACAUUAUUCGCCUCAUCUUUACUAGAGACUGAAGAGAACUAAAGAUGGCACAGACCCUUCGCAUGGCCGUCGCCAUUCUUGGGAAUGCUGCCUCAAUUUCCCUUUACGCUGCUCCCACGGUCACUUUUGGGAGGGUCAUAAGGAAGAAAAGCACAGAGGAGUUCCCAUGCAUCCCCUACAUCAUCGGGCUGUUGAACUGUCUCCUCUUUACUUGGUAUGGACUGCCUGUUGUGAGCUGCAAAUGGGAAAAUUUCCCUCUGGUUACCGUUAAUGGCGUCGGGAUCGCCCUUGAGCUAUCUUAUGUUCUCAUCUACUUCUGGUAUGCUACGGCCAAAGGAAAGGUGCAGGUAGCCAUGACAGCUAUACCAGUGUUGCUAGUGUUCUGCAUCACUGCUAUUAUCUCAGCUUUUGCCUUCCACGACCAUCGUCAUCGAAAGCUACUCGUGGGCAGCAUAGGUCUUGUGGUCUCUAUAGCAAUGUACGGCUCUCCUUUGGUUGUGAUGAAGAAAGUUAUAAAGACCAAGAGCGUGGAGUUCAUGCCCCUUCCCUUAUCGCUGUGCUCAUUCCUAGCCAGCUCGCUCUGGAUGACCUACGGACUUCUCAUCAGGGACAUUUUUGUUGCGGGACCGAGCGUGAUUGGGCUUCCACUAGGCAUCCUCCAGCUGGUGCUGCAUUGCAAAUACUGGAAAGGAAGAGUGAUGGAGGAACCAAUGAAGGAGGAUGUAGAGAAGGGGAGCCUUGAAAAAGAAGGAUUGGAAGUGGAAAUGGGGGACACAGAAAAGAAGGGCUCGGAGAAGAAUGUGACAAAAUCGUAGGAUGUGUAACCGGUGACCGGUAGCAGUUCCAGCGGGAUAGGGUCCAGGGUUUCAGAAAGUUCCGCUCAUAUUCCGGCCUUUUUUAUAUGUAUAUUUCUGUCUCUUCUAGUCUCUAGUGCUGCCAUGUAUUCUUCUCAUUAACCUUAGUCGUAGUUUCUUCUACCUCUAAUAUAUGCUCUUCUGUUCUGAACAA
Prosopis cineraria is the source of this 1042-nucleotide messenger RNA. Its product is annotated as bidirectional sugar transporter SWEET3-like. Gene Ontology annotation, biological process: carbohydrate transport. Gene Ontology annotation, molecular function: sugar transmembrane transporter activity. NCBI's taxonomy places the organism in Eukaryota, Viridiplantae, Streptophyta, Magnoliopsida, Fabales, Fabaceae. The coding region runs from base 79 to 849 and encodes 256 amino acids. Gene Ontology annotation, cellular component: membrane. The transcript is spliced from 6 exons. The record is from RefSeq and is a predicted model, not a curated record.